Molecule: messenger RNA, 2569 nt
Organism: Populus trichocarpa (black cottonwood)
Lineage: Eukaryota; Viridiplantae; Streptophyta; Magnoliopsida; Malpighiales; Salicaceae
Product: auxin transporter-like protein 2
Exons: 8
Coding region: 834-2276 (480 amino acids)
Cellular component (GO): plasma membrane
Source: RefSeq, a predicted model, not a curated record
UCCAUGGAGGUUCAGUCCUUGGCAAGUGAUGAGAACGAAGUCCCCAUCGCCUAGAUCUCUAAAUUCUCUUCUCUCACACACAAACACCAAAACGAAGACUGACAAAGAAUCGAAUCAAGAGUGGAAUUGGAAUACAACAAGGGAUUUUGGGGUUCAUUUCCACCUUUUUUUAAAGAGUGAAAGUGAGGAAUUUCAAAGCCAUUUUUUUUUUAAAUAAAACUAACUGUAAUACAGCUAGAACAGUAGCAAGCAGGCAGUACUAUAGUUCAGGCUGGAGCAGUGAGUGAGAGCAUUUAUAUUUUGGUUGUUAAGUGAGAAUAGGAUAGGAGUAGAAAGGGUCCUUUUCUUCAUCAUCUGCAAAAACCAUUGAUUAUUAUUAGUGCAUCCUUUUCCUGCUUUUGAGGUCUCGCCGUCUUUGAAGUUCGGCUCUGCUCCUUUUGUCUAUUCAGAUUGGUGGCGCAUUAAAGUGGAGCUUUUACUAAAGAGAUCCGUAGCUGGAGAUUUUUUUUUCUUGGGAUGCUCAGGCUGCAGGUAUUUAAGUCUGGGUCCUGGAACGUAGAGAAAUCUUAAAAACUCUCACAAAACUGUGGCUGUACCUCCCUUCUGCCAGCGUGCUUGUUAUUUGCUUUCCAUUCUGAAAACUAGGUAAAGGUGACAAAUCAAAGUCAAGCGAAGGACAUAACAGCUAGGGAGGGUUUGAAUACAAAUCAACAAGUCAUUUUUGGGUCAUAGAGGAGAGCGAUUCUUCUUUCUUUUUUCCCAACUCGAAAGAUACAUUUCAAAAACAAGAUUUACCGGAUUUAGACGUUGCUUUUAGUAAAAAAACGAAGACAAUGUUGUCUCAGAAGCAAGCAGAAGAAGCAAUAGUAUCCAACUAUAGCGAGACAGAUCAACACGAGGGCAAAGAAGAAGAGAAAGAAGAGAACCACUCCAUUUUUAGUGUCAAGAGUGUUCUUUGGCAUGGUGGUUCUGCCUGGGAUGCCUGGUUCAGCUGUGCUUCUAAUCAAGUGGCACAAGUGCUGUUGACACUACCGUACUCUUUCUCUCAGCUUGGUAUGCUAUCAGGGAUAUUGCUUCAGAUAUUCUAUGGACUCUUAGGAAGCUGGACAGCUUACCUUAUAAGUGUGCUUUACAUUGAGUACAGAAGCAGAAAGGCGAAAGAGAACGUUAGCUUCAAGAACCAUGUCAUUCAGUGGUUUGAAGUGCUUGAUGGGUUACUGGGUCCAUACUGGAAGGCAGUAGGACUUGCUUUCAACUGUACUUUCUUACUAUUUGGAUCUGUAAUUCAACUUAUUGCUUGUGCAAGUAAUAUUUACUACAUCAAUGACCACUUGGACAAGAGGACUUGGACUUACAUUUUUGGAGCUUGUUGUGCCACCACAGUUUUCAUACCCUCUUUUCACAACUACCGUAUUUGGUCUUUUCUUGGUCUUGGUAUGACCACAUACACUGCCUGGUACAUGGCCAUAGCAGCUUUUGUUCAUGGCCAAGGUGAAGGAGUGAAACAUUCUGCUCCUACAAAGUUAGUGCUUUACUUCACCGGAGCCACCAACAUCCUCUACACCUUUGGUGGACAUGCUGUCACUGUGGAAAUUAUGCAUGCCAUGUGGAAGCCGCAAAAGUUCAAGUGUAUUUACUUGUUAGCUACUCUCUACGUGUUCACACUGACAAUUCCGUCAGCUUCCGCCGUCUAUUGGGCCUUUGGUGACGAGCUCCUCAACCAUGCCAAUGCCUUUUCUCUCCUCCCCAAGAAUGGAUUCCGUGAUGCCGCCGUUAUCCUCAUGCUUAUCCACCAGUUCAUCACAUUUGGGUUUGCGUGUACGCCAUUGUACUUUGUGUGGGAGAAGGUAAUAGGGAUGCAUGACACAAGGAGCAUUUGCUUGAGGGCACUUGCAAGGCUACCGGUGGUGGUUCCGAUAUGGUUUUUAGCUAUAAUAUUCCCUUUCUUUGGACCUAUCAACUCAGCCGUUGGUGCUCUUCUGGUUAGCUUCACGGUUUACAUCAUCCCAUCUUUAGCCCACAUGCUCACUUACAGAAAAGCCUCUGCCAGACAGAAUGCUGCAGAAAAGCCGCCUCCCUUUAUGCCAAGCUGGACAGCCAUGUAUGUUAUAAACGCCUUCGUGGUGGUGUGGGUGCUGGUGGUUGGUUUUGGGUUCGGUGGAUGGGCUAGCAUGACAAACUUUGUUAGGCAAGUAGACACAUUUGGGCUCUUUGCCAAGUGCUAUCAAUGCAAGCCACCAGCACCUCCAGCAGCAGCACCGCCACACCAUCGCUGAGUGAGCUGACUACAUUUAUAGCACAAAUCAUCCACGUGAUUCAGCUUAAGAAAAGAAUAUUUUCUGUUUUUUCUCUCCCCCCAUAUUUUGUAUCAUACAAAGGGGAAGUAGUAAUAUCUCUCCUACAUGUGAUGUUGUGCUGCGUUUUGCUUCUUUUUCUUUUCUUUUCUUUUCUUUUUGGUUUUACUUAAAUUAGUUGAUAAAAUUGUGUGAUGGAUUCUGAUGAUUCCUUUGCCCCUUAAAGGCAUAGGCUAGUUAAUUAAAUCAUAUAAAUAUAUGUUCAGUUUUCUUCU